This is a messenger RNA of Raphanus sativus (radish), 1999 nucleotides long. Its product is annotated as polyadenylate-binding protein-interacting protein 3. Gene Ontology annotation, cellular component: cytoplasmic stress granule. Gene Ontology annotation, biological process: cytoplasmic stress granule assembly. The transcript is spliced from 13 exons. Lineage: Eukaryota; Viridiplantae; Streptophyta; Magnoliopsida; Brassicales; Brassicaceae. Gene Ontology annotation, molecular function: RNA binding. The coding region runs from base 139 to 1692 and encodes 517 amino acids. The record is from RefSeq and is a predicted model, not a curated record.
AUAAGAUUUUCCUGAGAUUCGUUUGUUUGACUCGUAUAUCUACUCAACUCCUCUGGCAAACUCUACCUCUGUCUGUAAACCCUAAUUCGCCGCGUUCAUCGUCUCCAACCAUCUUUCUCAGCUUAUUGAGGUUAAAGAAUGCAUAGAAGAGUUGAUAAAGAGGCAGGGAUGAAAAAUACAGAAAAUGGUGGGAAAGCUGGAACUGUGGAUACCCCUUCCCGCGAUCCGUUCCUAUACCUCACAACUUGUCAGAUCGGACAUGGUGUAGAAGUUCAUCUGAAAAAUGGGUCGGUUUACAGUGGCAUAUUUCACGCUGCUGACGUGGAGAACAAUUUUGGAAUUAUUUUGAAAAUGGCAUGCUUGAUAAGGGAAGGUAGUUUACGAGGGAAGAAACCCCGUGCUCCUCUUGUCAGCAAGCCACCUUUGAAGAUAUUCAUUAUCCCUGCUGACGAAGUUGUGCAAGUUAUAGCUAAGGACCUUCCUGUGAACAACAAUAACGUCUCAAAUUCAGCUCAGUGCGAGAAACCGUCAGAGCUGUUGACGGACUCUUCUAUCUCACAGUCUUAUCAUGUUGAUUCGGAAAGAGAGCUGAAGCGUUGGGUACCUGAUGAAGACGUUCCAGAUUGUCCAGAUCUGGAAAACGUGUUUGAUGACCCUUGGAAGAAGGGCUGGAAUCAGUUUGAGGUAAAUGAGACAUUGUUUGGAGUUACGAGCACUUUUGACGAGGAACUGUAUACCACAAAACUAGAGAGAGGUCCUCUGACGAGGGAGCUAUUGGAGCAAGCUUUGAGGAUUGCAAGAGAGAUCGAGGGUGAGAAUACCCGAGAUCUUCACGUAGCAGAGGAGAGAGGGCUUCAGCUUAGUGGAAAGUUUGAUAUUGACGAGGAAACUAAAUACUCAUCGGUCUGUCCAGUUAAUGGAUUUGAUGACUCUGGUUAUGAAGAGGAAAAAGAAAUAUUGUUGGAUUGCCGUAAUAAUAUGACUUUUGGUGAUUCUAAUCCUAAUAGGAAUGAGAGUCAGCUUGCGGAGCAGAGAAACGGCAAAAGUCUAGAGUCUUCCCAUUAUAAAAAGCCGUCCGAGGAAUCAGCCGGCGGUCUCGAUGAUACUAAUGCAGAGGCAGCAACCUCUGACCCGGCUUGUCUACAAUUGCGAGCUUCUGAUAAGCGAAGUUCCACUGAUGGAAAACUUGCCCGUCGAGUGACUGACAGAGGGAAGUUCGAGAGAUCUGGAAGCUCCAUUUCUAGAAAUCCAGAUAACUCUGCAGCUUCCUCAUCAUCGAGUCGUCCGAAACUAUCACCAAGCUCUUCAAUAGGUUCUUGUUCUUCAGAAAAGUCCACACUCAACUCAAAUGCCAAGGAAUUUAAGCUAAACCCAAACGCAAAGAGUUUCAAACCAUCUCCAACAGCUACACGGCCUCAAUCUCCAGUUCCGGACGGAUCAUUCUUUUACCCUCCUGUUCCACAGAUGCCUGGAAUACACAUUGGAUACGGAAUGGGAGCAGCAUUCCCUGGACAACAACCAAUGGUGUAUCAUAAUACAAGACAGCCUGGUCCAAACCAAACAUUUUAUCCUCCAAAUGGUCCACAGUACCACCCACAACAGAUGAUGGUUGUUCAGCAGAGACCGGUUCUGUUCAUGCCGCCGUCGCCAUACCAACCGGAGAUGCCAUAUAAAGGAAGAGACUCUUAUUAGCUUUUGACCAAACUAUGAAUGGUGGUGGUGGCACAAAGGUUUCGAAUAAUCUUCUGAUGGAAUGGGGUUUCCAGCACCGAAUCUUUAAUUUGUUUAGUCUGAUAAAUGGUUUGAUGGUCCAUGUGAGAUAUAUUGAACACAUGUGAUAUUGAUUUUAGUUUGUUUAGGACUAGAUUUAGAUUUAGAUUUAGGUUAGAUUCGGUUUGAUCUCACUUCUUUAUUCACUCGGGUCUCUGCUUAAACUAUAAUUGAUAGAUGUAUGACAUUCUAUGUUUGAUUCUUUUUAUAUAUUUCCUCCGUUUCGUAA